Messenger RNA from Colletotrichum scovillei, 920 nucleotides. RefSeq names its product eukaryotic ribosomal protein L18. The transcript has 4 exons. Gene Ontology annotation, biological process: translation. Gene Ontology annotation, molecular function: RNA binding; structural constituent of ribosome. NCBI's taxonomy places the organism in Eukaryota, Fungi, Ascomycota, Sordariomycetes, Glomerellales, Glomerellaceae. The record is from RefSeq and is a predicted model, not a curated record. Gene Ontology annotation, cellular component: ribosome; cytosolic large ribosomal subunit. Bases 101 to 652 code for a protein of 183 amino acids.
CGGCGGAAAUCUUUUGAAAGUUUCUCUUUUACACCGACGACGACAACAUCACGGCCGCCCAUUUGACUCAAUUCGCCAACUUCGGGAGUCUAUCGACAAAAUGGGUAUCGAUCUCGACCGCCACCACGUGCGCAGCACGCACCGCAAGGCUCCCAAGAGCGACAAUGUGUACCUCAAGCUUCUCGUGAAGCUGUACCGCUUCUUGACCCGUCGCACCGACUCCAACUUCAACAAGGUCAUCCUGCGCCGUCUCUUCAUGUCGCGCAUCAACCGCCCUCCCGUCUCCAUCUCCCGCAUUGUCGGCAACCUGGACAAGGAGGACAAGCGCACCGUCGUCAUCGUCGGAACCGUCACUGACGACAACCGUCUCCUGACCGUCCCCAAGCUGACCGUCGCUGCCCUGCGCUUCACCGCCACCGCCCGCGCUCGCAUCACCGCUGCCGGCGGCGAGGCCAUCACCCUCGACCAGCUCGCCCUCCGCGCCCCCACCGGUGGCAACACCCUCCUCCUCCGCGGACCCAAGAACUCCCGUGAGGCCUUCAAGCACUUCGGCAUGGGUCCCCACAAGCACAAGAAGCCCUACGUCGAGUCCAAGGGCCGCAAGUUCGAGAAGGCCCGUGGUCGCAGAAGGUCCCGCGGUUUCAAGGUCUAAGCGUUGGUGGUAUCUUCCAUCAUUGCUUGGCUCUUUUUCACUCUGGGGUUCGGUCGUGCGUGGCCUGGUCGCGCAGGUAUGGACCAAAAGCAAGAACAACGCUAUCACAAGACGGGUGGCGUGGGGUUGAGAUAUCCCCUGCGCCUCCUGUCGUGCUUUACAGGGAACACUUUUUCUUGCAUGGUAUGGCGUGGUUAGGUAUCCAAAAAAGAAGAAUUGACGACUACGAAACCUUCUCUUAACGGCGUCGAAUGGCAUCUCUUGGGCU